Scatophagus argus is the source of this 3029-nucleotide messenger RNA. RefSeq names its product centrosomal protein 78 (gene cep78). The record is from RefSeq and is a predicted model, not a curated record. Gene Ontology annotation, cellular component: centrosome. The coding region runs from base 171 to 2489 and encodes 772 amino acids. The transcript has 16 exons. Gene Ontology annotation, molecular function: protein binding. Lineage: Eukaryota; Metazoa; Chordata; Actinopteri; Scatophagidae.
GGUGAGGAAGAGAAGUGGGCGGGGCUUUACUGGUGCAACAGCGCCACUUUUGAGCGGUCCGCUACGUUGUCAACAUAACAGACUACAGAAGUUGUUAGUCGGUGGUUGAGAUAAACAAAGAGAUCAGUGCCACGACGAUAGAGACUCCUGUUACAUGUUGAAGGUCAAAGAUGGUUCAAGACAGUGCUCGUAUUCGGCAACGGGGUGCCCAAGAUUUUAUGGCAUACUAUGACUUCGCCUGCGCCAGACAGGAAUCAGUCCCUCUCCCUGCUGUGAAGAUGAACCUUGACAAGGAGAUGUUGGAAUUUAAUGGAGACAGGGUCAAAGCCACAGACUGGCCACCCAUUCUCAGCUCUGUCUGCAUCAACAAACACCUGCACCAUAUUGCAAUAAGUAGCACAUACCAAGCUAGUCUCGGUUCUGGAGAUGCAGAUAGAAGGUACUACAAGUCUAGCUUCAGGAAGAAGAUACCAGCCAUUCGCUCAAAGGACAUGACAUUUAAGUUGUGCAAGGCCCUCAGAGAGUGUCUGACUGUCUCUCCUAACCUCAAGACUCUGCAGCUUAAUGGACUUCCACUGAGAGAGAGGGACCUGAUCACCUUGACAAAGGGUUUGGCAAAAAGUGUUUACUUGGAAAACCUGUCUCUGGCUAACUGUCCAAUCUCUGAUGAGGGCUUAGAGGUCAUUUGCCAGAGUGUUAAGUAUUCUACAAGCAUCAGGAUGGUGGAUUUUACAGGAUGCAAUCUCACCUGGAGAGGGGCAGAGCACAUAGCCAACAUCAUCAAGCAUCAGGGAAUGCAGAGGCAUGGUACGGCAUGGGCAGAGUCGCUGAGGUAUCGACGGCCACAGCUCGAGGGAAUGGGAGGUCUCCGCCGUGUCACCCUUAACUGUAACACUUUGAUUGGGGACCGAGGUGCUGCUGCUCUCGCACAUGAACUGACGGAGGAUCUCUGGGUUAAAGCUGUGGACCUACAGAGAUGCGGUCUGUCCAAUGAAGGAGCUCGUCGUUUGUUGGAGGCCUUGAAAACUAAUUCUACUGUUUGUGUACUGGAUAUUCGUAGUAACCCUUUAGUCGAUAAGGUCCUAAUUAAAACUAUAAUAGAGAAAGUGCUGAUGAAUUCUGAUGGACAGCUAACAGAGUACUGCUGGAUCAAGCCUGCAGGAGCAGAGCCACGAAGAGCUUCUGGUCCAAAGAGGCCAACAGUAUCCAGCGCAGUCAGAGGAAAAGCUAUAUUCAAGAUAGCCCCCCGACAAAGAUCGGCACCUGGAGGGCGAGGUUCAGCCGUUGAUGAAAUCCAGAAGACCUAUUCCCGUUCCCGUUAUGUGCCUUGGCGUGCAGCUGCACGAGCUGGACGCCAGAGAGGUAUGCCUCCUGGAGUCAGUGUGAUGGAUCAGAGCUUUCAGGGUGCAGCUACUGUCAAGGUUACUGUGGAGUCAGAUUCAGAGGGAGAAGAUGCUGGGGAAGAGGAAGAAGUGGUGGUUGAAGUGGAGCAAAGACCAUCUUCUCUCAGUCUCCAGGACAGGAUCACUGAACGGCAGUUUGAACACAUGCAGAUGGAGCUAAAAGAGUGUCGUCUGAGGCUGACAGAGGAGCGCAGGGCCAGACUGAAAGCUGAGUCAAGGCUCAUGGAGUACGAGUUGGAGAAUGUCCGCCUUCGUAACACCAACCGCUCCCUGUCAGAGGCGCUAGCAGCCGCUGGUUCUGCAGCAGCACCGUCUGCCACCGGUGCUCUUGAGGAUGAGGCAGUUCUUGAGAGCAUUGAGAGCUCGUUUGCCAAGUUCCAUGCUUUCCUGGAUCUCCUCAGGGAUGCUGGCCUUGGUCAGCUAGCUUCAAUGGCUGGAAUUGACAAAUCAGAUUUGCAGCCUCCAGGAAGACCUCAGCUUUCCUCUACAAUAGGACCACAUUUAGGUGGUGCAGUUUCACUGACUCAAGGGGAGUAUCGGGAUGUUGGGACAACAACUGUUGAUUCAACUUUGGGAUGCAGCGUCCCACCUGUCCCCUCUAGUAGACCGACUGACACCACUGCUCCUAGAUCUUUAUCCUCUGUCAGAGAGGAUGAAGACAGGCUGCUAAAUGUGACCUUCAGUCAGACCUCUGGACCUGCAGUAGACCUUGGUUUAGGUAGAGAAGGGGAACCAGAUAAGCCAGACUCGCGUUCUGAGCACAGGUUCUGUAGCCAAACACCCUUUGAUGAGGUUUACUUUGGUGAAACUUUACAGACUCAAUCAAGCCAUCCCAGGAGCAACAGCAACACUCACAGAAGCAUCGAGUCUCAUGGUGGAUUGUCCGGAAGAUCAAGCAUUAGUGACCUUUUAAGUGAUAAGGCUGAGUCUGUUGGAUCAGUGGGUUCAAGGAACAGGGGAAAGGGAAGACUAGUGACAGUGGGUCAGUCAGAGUCAGAAGGGUCAGACUAUCCUGGGAGGGAGACUCUGGACCAGAUCAGGUCUCUGGGCAGACUGGUAGGCCAGUCAGAUAAUGAAUCCUUCUGACCAUCUGGCCAAAAAAAAUAGACCUCUCGAUGUUUGUUCACAGAGCUAUAUUCUAGAUUAGUUCUUUUUGUUACUUUUUAAGAGUGUUCAUUUUAAAAAUGCUGUGCUCUGGAUUAUAUACAUCUUUUGAGUCGAGAUUUAAAAUGUAAGAAUUCUUACAUCUUCAAUCUGAAUUUAAUUUUAGGGAGAAAAUUAGAUGAAUUAGACAUCUUGUUGCACUGUCAAAGCAGAGCCUAAGUUGAAAUUCCCACGAAAUUAAAAUGUUUAGUUUCUGGUUAAGGCAGUGGUGUCACAAAAUGCAUUGUAAUGUAUAUUUUUUGUAUUUAUAUUUGAUCCCUUUUUAAAUAAAGAGUUGUUUUUGCAAAAAUGUUGUGCUUUGGUCAUGCCGUGUACAGAACUGUAAAACUGUUUAAUUCAGUAAAGCGAGAGAGUUAGUACACCUUUGAGUUUUCAAGCCAACCCCACCGCAGUCAAAUCUAAAUUUUAAUCCCCAAAUAAAGUUCUCCUUAAUCUGUUCCAUCUUGAUUUAUGCUUACACUU